GAGUAUUAUUGCAAUGAGUGCAAACGCGUUUACGCUCGCACUGUCUUUUCUUUGCAUCGGAAAUACUGUCCUGGCCAAGCUCGGAGCCCCGGGAGGGCCACUCAAGAAGCACUACGACUUUCCGGACGUUUUUGAGGUGGUUUCGGAGUACAAAGAUGCGAUGUCGAUAUCCGAUUCGGACAAUGACACCAUUUUCGACUGCCUCUUGACCAACAGAACGGAAGUUGACUAUGAGGCACGAACAUUCAAGUAUGUUUGGACCAUUCAAGGGGUGGAUGGUUCGCCCAAGGAAGAAGUCCUUAUGACUGGGAUGCCUGGGCCUACAUCUGGAUUGGUCAGGUUUUUCGUGGAGGGCGAUCCGACCAUGAGGGACGCCCUAAUCUACUAUUCGGACAAAAGUUGCUCCAUCAUGGACGUUGAAUAUCACGGACACCAGUGCAUCCUCUGGGUGAAGCGUAAUCUGAAGGACACAGUACCACAGGUGUGCAUCGACAACUUCAUGGACAUUUGCGGUGUGGUCAUCAAGCCGGGAAGGAGAGACCUGUGCGAUGACGGCGAAGGAGACUACUAGUGUUUAGUGCAAGAAUUACGAAGAAGUGGAUGGGAAAGAGGCUGAUGAGGCUUGGACACGGAAACACUGAGGCCAUUCCUCGGCAAUGUUCCCAACUGCUAAUAAUUUGAUUAUCCUGCA
This is a messenger RNA of Rhipicephalus microplus (southern cattle tick), 691 nucleotides long. RefSeq lists its product as uncharacterized. Gene Ontology annotation, molecular function: amine binding. Gene Ontology annotation, biological process: symbiont-mediated perturbation of host defenses. The record is from RefSeq and is a predicted model, not a curated record. NCBI's taxonomy places the organism in Eukaryota, Metazoa, Arthropoda, Arachnida, Ixodida, Ixodidae.